GCUGAACGGGGGCCAUGACGGAUUUGGUUAUCGCGAUGUUUUUAUCAGCUGUUGAGUCUGUUUUUAGAGUCCGCUGCAUGUACCGACAACACGUGGGGAAGGUUUUAGGAAGGCGAUCUGGAGAUACAUUUAGUCCGGAAUAAAAACUUUGACACAGUUCACACCACCGUGGCGGCAUUGAAGACGCUCAUAAUCUGUGAGUAGCUGGGUUAACGGAAUAGCAAUAGCUUUGACGUAAAACGUACAACUAAAAAUACGACUCAAGAACCAAGUGAUGUCAUGUCGUUCAAUCGUUAUGUUGUUAAAUGUCAAAGGUGUAGCUGUUAGAGUUCCAAGGAGAUGCCUCUGAGGUUCCGCUCGGUAGUUCCCUACACACUGCCUGGAGUGCUGGUGUUGAUAGGCAGUUGGUGGUACAUCUCAAGAAAGAAAGAGCGAAUCACCAGCCACGAAAGCCUUGAAAACAUCCCAGUUUCUGUGGACUCCUUAAAUUGUCCAACAGAAGGCAGAAAUGGUUUCGUUGAAGAAGGUAUGGUGUCCCCAACAGAUGAUGCAGCUCUCGUCUACCAGCAUACCAGUAAAGAUGGACCUCUUAGCAUUGGCAAUCAAAAAUCACAAGAGGGAAAUGCACAGAUCUUCAUGCCAGACGACAAUGCUACACAGGAACAGGAAGCUGCUGUGGCAGCUCUGUACCCUGGUAGUGUUGAAUUAGAUCCACUGCUCCAUUCUAGUAACAAUGAAAGCUUUGACUCCCAUGAGAAUGGCUGCAAGGACCCAGAGAAAUGUCCACUUUCGGUCUUAAAACUGGAACCAGAGGAGGUUAAUAAACCAGUCCCAGAUUUAAUGGAAGCAUCCAUCUCACCCUUCCAGUCUGUGCCAUUUGACCAAGUUGAGGUAGCCUACUCCACACUUGUACAACUUGUUAAUGCCAAGAGGCCUGAACCUGAGGGGGAAGUUGCAUUGGAAGAAGUAUCCGUGCCCUGUGUGGCACAGCCCUUAAAGGACUGCCAAAUUGGCAAUGAAAAGGAGAUGGUUACAGAAGUCCUCCAGAAUGUUACUACAUUGGAUAUAGAUUCCAAAAAGAUGAGCACACCACUGCACAUUCAUCAACACUUAACUAGCGCACCUGUUAAUUCAGCUCCUCCAAUGUAUGCACAUAUUGAAGUGUCUACUUCUCCAUGCCACCCGGAUGCUAUUGAGCUUUCAGGGCAGCAGCUUUGCAGCUCUGCCAAUAAAGAGGAGUUGGAGCUUCUGGCGGCUGGUCUCAUUAAUGAAGUGAUCUCUGCAGCCACCCAGGAGGUCUUCGGUGUUCACAGUUUUCAAGAUUCAGAGAAUGGGCAACCUGAAUCCAGUAGUAUGCUGUUGGCUGACAUUAGGCCCAUCACCGAAAAGCCCAUAAUGGUAACAAGCCCCACCGUAAUUGAAUGUGAGUUUAGGGAUUCUGCAUUCAAGGAGGAGGAAAAAGACAGGAUUAUUAAUGGAUUCACUGCCACCGUCGUGUUGGAGCCUUCUACGAUUAGUGAAAUGGUCGUAGAGAAUGCAUGGAGUGGCCUCAGGCCAAUGAUGCCACAUUUGAUCCAGCUACCAAAUCCAGUCUCAAAGGAUGCAGUUGACGGCGUUGGAAUGACAGAGGGAUCUGCUGGCAGCACAUGCCUCACAGAGGAUGGAACCAGCAAGAACAACCUCUGCACCAGCCUGCCUUGCAACAAAGUGGAUCUGUUCUGUGAUAUUGACCUGUCGAGACGAACGAUCACACUACCAAACCAAUUGUCUGAAAAAUCCCAAGAAGCAAAUAUGCUUGACUUCACAGGAGAGGCUACUCUAGAAGAAUUGUGUGAGAUAAAAAAUCUCAAUGGAAUUGGUUUAAGGAAUGGAACUAACAGGACCGUAGAAACGGAGACUGAUCAAUCUGGAGGUUCAGAUGUGAACAGUAUGGACUCUGUGGAUAGUGGCUGCACCAUGGGGGCAAUGGACAGCCAAAGCAACAAUGCUGCAGUCUCCAGCUCUGAGCAAAUAAUUUGGGAAAUUGAGGUGCCAAAGCACCUGGUGGGAAGAUUAAUAGGGAAGCAGGGAAGAUACGUGAGCUUCUUAAAGCAAAACUCUGCUGCAAAGAUCUAUAUUUCAACCUUGCCAUAUACACAAGAGUUCCAGAUCUGUCACAUAGAAGGAACACAGCAACAAGUUGAUAAAGCCCUAUCAUUAAUUGGCAAGAAGUUUAAAGACUUGGACUUGGCUAACCUGUAUGCGCCGCCACCAUCACCACUUAGUCUUCCAUCACUACCAAUGACAUCCUGGCUUCUGCUGCCAAGCGGCGUGACUGUGGAAGUGAUUGUUGUGAAUAUUGUAUCGGCAGGACAUGUCUUUGUCCAGCAACAUACCCACCCCACCUAUCACGCUCUACGCAGCCUGGACCAGCAGAUGUUCCUGUGCUACUCCCAGCCAGGCACUCCGACUCUGCCUUCUCCCGCUGAGGUUGGAGUAAUCUGUGCAGCACCAUCGGUAGAGGGGGCCUGGUGGAGGGCUCAGGUCAUCACCUUCUACAAAGAGACAGAUGAAGUGGAGAUCAGAUACGUGGACUAUGGUGGAUAUGACAGAGUCAAGAUCGACACACUCCGACAAAUAAGGUCCGAUUUUGUAACAUUACCGUUCCAAGGUGCUGAAGUAUUGCUUGACAACAUCGCUCCUCAGCCAGGAGAGGAUAGCUUUUCGACAGAGGCCAACUCUACGCUUGAGGAGUUGACUAGAGGGGUGGCCCUCCUUGCACAGGUUUCAAACUAUGACAACAACACAGGCCUGCCACUUAUCCAGCUGUGGAACAUGGUUGGAGAUGAGCUCGUUUCGAUUAACCGCACACUGGCAGAGAGAGGAUGCAGCACUUGGGUUGACAGCUUUUGAUCCUGGCUACACUCCAAGGCACCAAAUUGAUGAUACAGAAAACUUUUGGACAUGCAAAAUACUGUUUUGUGUUUAUUUUAAUUUUUUUGGGAGUGAUGUAUAUGCUACCUGAAACCAAGCACUGAUUCCGAGUAAAACACUUAUUUUUUUUCCCACUCAUCCUUCACAACUUUAAACUUCAAGAGUAAAAUGGUGCUUGUAAAAUAAAAAAAAAUCGAUAUUGUAACAAAAAUAAAAGGUAAUGUGACUGCUUUCUCUCCGUCCUAUUUAAGUCUCCCCCAAGGCCUCAGUAAUGAAUGAGCAUCAAAUGAUCAUGAUCUAUGGUUUCUAGCAAACAUGCCUUUUUCCUCACUGUAUCUUGCUUUGCAGGUUAAUGUCAUUUUAAUGCAACAUAACUCAUCAAAAAAAGAUUGGGGGUGGCACGUCAGUCUUUGAAUGUUAACGGCACACUUUGUCAAGCGUUUAUUAACUUUACAGUUCAGUUUGUUAAUGUUAAACUUGUUCAGAGUUUUUCCAUUCAAUUGUCUUCCUUCUCUUUCUAAUGAUUGCAAUCUAGGAGUGGCACAAAUGGUGACAUCACAGAUAAAAUGUGUUAAUUUCAUCCACUGCAGGAGCCAUACUAUAGAGAUUUGUGGACCUAGGAAGAAUGAGCCUCAUCUGGUCAGCUCUCAUAAAAAUGCCAGGCUUUCAAGAGCCUUUCUAUUCCCAUUUAUCUAAAUUUGCUUGAACAGUUCAUUUGAGAUUAUUUUUAACCGCAGACAAAAGAGGUGUUGAUAUGCCUAGUUUACUGAAGCCUGAUACAUUUACACAGUCCAUGCCAUAUCUUCAGUUUGCAUGUGAAAUCGAGAAGAGCUGGCAAUCCUUUUGACAUAAUAAUUUACAAUAUACAUUUCAAGUUAUGUGUACAUUCAAAGAACUAGAAAGGGAUGGCUCAUGUCAGCGUUGCGACACAAAUUUUGCAAGUUUGCGGCCUAACACAACUCCAUGUCAAAGCCAAUCCACAUUGUUAUUCAAGCAAAGGGGAGAUGGCUUUGUCUAUGUUACUACAUACCAUGAUAUACAGUAUAUAUCACACUGGGUCUCACUUUGGAUAACCGCAACAAGCCCAUAACCUUGGGCUGUUAACGUAUUAUCCAUUAGUGCGCCAGCAGCAAUUUAUUUUAUUUUGGGUUGUAAGCCCAGUCUCACAAAUUAGUCUAGGUAGUUUAAGAUACACUGUUUAUUGCAGUUUAUGGUAGAUGAGCUUAAUGGGAAUGCUAGUUAUUUUCUAAAAUAAAAGGCAUUCGUUUUUUGGAUAACACAAAAUGAGUCUCGAACAUGUCGAUCUCUGAACUAGGGAAACUGGUCAUUCAUACUGUGCCCCAAAUGUCGAUGCUUGGCAGAUGUAAUGUAACUGUUAAUCAAUUGGGACAAAGGUUUUUAAUUUCAGUGAUAUGGGGCUCUCAAUUUAUUCAAAAAAUGUCUAGACCUGUGUUGCUUUCCCCCUGACACACACUGAUGCGCUAUUACCCAAAGCCUACUGCCAAUGCAGUUCUAUCCACUGAAUUUUUUUUCAUGCGAAAUCAACCUAGAACUGUUGACAUUUAGUUUUGGUGUAAAUAAUGAAAUUUAACUAUACUUUUGUAUAAAAGCUGUAUUCUAAAGGGAACAUUUUUCUGUUUUGCCCCUGCCUUGAAGCUUCAUGUUUUUCAUUGGCAGCACUGGUUUUAAGUGUGUACUUGGUUAGACAAUGUAAUCAUUUGAUUAUUUAACUGUUUCCAGCUAUGUUGACCAGAAGCAUUUAUCAUACAUGUACAGGUCAUUUCUGCUAGGCUCAUUUGAUUCCUGGUUGUACAGAUGAAUUUAAAAAUAAAAAGUAUCAAGAUAAUGGUGUCAUUCUUGAAAAUAUGACGUUUCAGCCCUACAAAAGGUAUUGAACCUUGUUUGCCUCCGAAAGGCCCUGGACAAUCCCAAAUCCAAACUGAAAAUAUCCACAAAUUAGCAAAUGUUCA
Gadus chalcogrammus (walleye pollock) is the source of this 4883-nucleotide messenger RNA. It is a transcript of the gene akap1b, whose product is annotated as A kinase (PRKA) anchor protein 1b. NCBI's taxonomy places the organism in Eukaryota, Metazoa, Chordata, Actinopteri, Gadiformes, Gadidae. The record is from RefSeq and is a predicted model, not a curated record. The transcript has 11 exons. The coding region runs from base 340 to 2892 and encodes 850 amino acids. Gene Ontology annotation, molecular function: RNA binding.